AUGAAUUCAUCGAUAAUAUUCCCAUAUGAUGUUGAUGAAGGUAAAAUAUCAUCGUCUAAUCCUUCUAAUUAUUAUGAACAGAAUGAUUCUUUUAAUAAUUUUGAAAACAAUAUUGGAAAUUCAUUAAUAUUAAAGAGUCUCAAUGAGCUUAAUCAUCGAAUAAACAAUAUUUCAAUUAAUGAAUUAACAUUUCUUAAAAAUGUCGAAGAAUGGCGUCGCCAAUCUCAUCAAAUAAUUGAUCAAUUUUGUAAAGACAUAUCUAAUAAAUAUAUUAAUCGAACCAAAGAAGAAUUCAAUCAUCUUCGAAAUCUAACAGCUUUAAUGAUUAAUAAUUAUGAUACAACUAAAAAUAAUCUUGAUUGGAUUAAACAAACAAUUAAACUAAUUGAACAAAAUCUAGAUCAACUUAAAUAUAUUCAAUAUCAAUUUCAUACAUUAGAAAUCGAUAAAUCGAUUAUUUCUCUUCCAUCUCCAAUGAAAGAUAUUCAAACUCCUUCAUUUUCACAAUCUAAUCAUUUAUCUUUAAAAAAAGGAAACUGA
Molecule: messenger RNA, 540 nt
Organism: Rotaria sordida
Lineage: Eukaryota; Metazoa; Rotifera; Eurotatoria; Philodinida; Philodinidae
Source: the annotation of a GenBank genome assembly